AUGGGCCGAAUCUUCAUCGAAAACCACGGAGGCCUCCGUAUUGUUGUGUGUCGUUUUUGUAAAACGUAUCUCACAAAUCGUAGUGAACUGAUCUCAAGUAGGUUCCAAGGAUCAUCUGGACGUGCCAUGUUAUUUCAUCGUGCUUGGAAUUUGGACUACUCUGAAGCACAACAUCGGGACAUGAUGACUGGAAAGCAUAUCGUUCGUGAUGUCAUGUGCAGAAUUUGUCAUAAGAAGGUAGGAUGGAUGUACGAAUUCGCUAUGGAGGAGUCGCAGCGAUAUAAAGAAGCUCGUGUUAUUCUUGAAAAAGCGCUUAUAGACGAGGAGGAUGGUUUUCCUGAUCCGGCAGGAGCACUUGAAACACACGAACAACCACCUGCGUAUGUGCUAUUUUGCUUCAUAAUAUUCGCCAAGUUUGUCUUUUUACUUAAGUGUGUCGAGAGUGUGAACGGCUAG
Molecule: messenger RNA, 456 nt
Organism: Haemonchus placei
Lineage: Eukaryota; Metazoa; Nematoda; Chromadorea; Rhabditida; Trichostrongylidae
Source: the annotation of a GenBank genome assembly